CAAAUCCCCCCCACCCUACGCGGGCAGCUGACCAAUCGCAUCACAGAUAUUUUGCAGCCGGCCAAUCGUAUCUCUCCUCAUGCAUUUCCCCUUACGGGACGCAAAAAGCUGUCUGUGAAAGCGCCUGGUGAAAAAAAACAAAUUUAAAUUGCAAUUAUUAUCAGUAGUCGACUUGUUUUUUUCUGGACGGGCGGGUGUUGUUGUUCACUGGAAGUUAAGAGCAGCCAGGGGGCACAUCUACUGGUAUAUGAACCCUAAGGAGUAACAGAAUCGUACCAGAAAACAUUGUAUAUCCUAGCUCUAGGAUUAACUCAUAUACCCCCUUCCACAACUCCCUCCAAGAUUACACGGUUUGUCUCUCUUUCCGGCAGGCAGUGCCCCCUGCCGCUGGGAGGAUGGUGGUGGAGGUGGAGAAUUUCUUCGGGGUCUACAUGCUGUACUGCACCAACCCCAAGUUCAAAGGUCGCAUCUACAUCGGCUUCACUGUGAAUCCAGAACGCCGGAUUGGCCAACACAAUGGGGGACGGCAGAGGGGCGGGGCUAAAAGAACAAGUGGACGCGGACCAUGGGAAAUGGUUUUGAUAGUGCACGGGUUCCCUUCAGACAUUGCAGCUUUGCGGUUUGAGUGGGCCUGGCAACACCCUCACUCCUCCCGAAGGCUCUCCCUCGUCUCCCGCAAGUCCAAGCGUGAGUCCAGCCUGGAUUUCCACUGGCGCGUUCUCUCGCACAUGUUGCGGGUGGCGCCGUGGAGCAGGCUGCCCCUGACCGCGCGCUGGCUGAGACAGGAGUACCGCCAAGACUUCCUACCUGGCCUCGAGCCGCCCUUACACAUGCCCGUGGCGUUCGGUUGUGUGCGAGCUAAGAAAACCAGCUGCAAGGACCCUGGCGACCCAGAGACAGCGUCCCACAGGUGCCACAUCUGCUGGGAAAAGAUCCAGACGCCUGCUCACUGUCUCUCCUGCUUCCAUCCCUCGUGCACCAUGACGAGUCACAUGACUUGUCUUGCGCGGGAAUUCCUCAAGGCAGAGCCCGCCCACCUACUUCCUGUGGAAGGUACCUGCCCCAGCUGCAAGAACCAAGUGCUUUGGGGCAGCCUGAUUCGCUACAAGAAAGGUUGCUAUGGUGAUUUAGAGGAAAUUACAUCAGCAUCAGCUUCCCAGAGUCACUGGGCAGACGAUUUGCAGCUGUGAGUCCGCGUCUGCUUUGGAAUAGUGAAACGACAUCUGGAGUUGACCUGCACAACACCAGUUCUCUGCAUUGGACAGGUGUACAAGUGGGGCUUCGCUAUCACAGAGAAAAAACGAACUUUCGCUGUUUUGCAACGCAGUCUUGCAUGAGGGGAUAUGGACAACAUACAGCCCCAGGAUUAGAGGGGAUAAAACACCCACAUAUUUUGCUGCUAUGAAAUUGAAUGAAUUUGGACCAGAUGUUUUUAGAAGCAGGCAUUUAAUGGAUACUCUUGCAAUACUUGAGUGGACUGGAUGAAUUGUGAUAAUUCAUAGAUUAAAAAAAAAAAAAAAAAAAAAAAAUCUCUACAUAGCAAAUGGUUAUUAAAUAAUAAACAAAAUGCUAUUUAAAUAGAUUUUGUACCCCCUUUUUAUUUUUUUACUGUUCACGUUUGCAGUCCGUGUGAAGGUGAGUUUUUUUUUAUCGUGUUUCUCGAUAGCUCAAUCUAACUCGCUUGCGUUUUUUUUUUGUUUUUUUUCCCUAGAUGCUUGUUUUUACUUUCCUGGGCGUGAGAAAUCAAGUGGUAUUUUGAUCUUUUUAGUUGCCCUUCUGCAUGGCAGGGUUCUGCCUUGAAACAGCUCUGGAGGAAUUCGAAGCUGUUUUUAAUCAAGUGCAGAGGAUGGCCAAAUCCUUUUAAAAAGAUGCAUUGAUACACAAGUGACUCUCAGGGUUAAUAAAUACUAAUAACAGAAAACAUAAUUUGAGACGGGCGUACAUGUAAUGCAUAUUUGCUGAAUUAUGUUAUUAAAAGUUUUGAUGAUUUUAAGCGUGCUGAAAGUAGACCAGAC
Messenger RNA from Polyodon spathula (Mississippi paddlefish), 2015 nucleotides. It is a transcript of the gene slx1b, whose product is annotated as SLX1 homolog B, structure-specific endonuclease subunit. The record is from RefSeq and is a predicted model, not a curated record. Gene Ontology annotation, biological process: double-strand break repair via homologous recombination. The coding region runs from base 396 to 1190 and encodes 264 amino acids. Gene Ontology annotation, molecular function: 5'-flap endonuclease activity; crossover junction DNA endonuclease activity. Lineage: Eukaryota; Metazoa; Chordata; Actinopteri; Acipenseriformes; Polyodontidae. The transcript has 7 exons. Gene Ontology annotation, cellular component: Slx1-Slx4 complex.